This is a messenger RNA of Paramormyrops kingsleyae, 2057 nucleotides long. Lineage: Eukaryota; Metazoa; Chordata; Actinopteri; Osteoglossiformes; Mormyridae. The record is from RefSeq and is a predicted model, not a curated record.
AACUGUACAUCCAUAAUGUUAUGUGUUCUGCUACAGAGCACUUGUAACUGGCAGUUUUUCAUCUGUGCAGGUUUGCGGUCAUCCCUGCUGCUAUCAACACUCCUCAUGGUGGUAGGUUCAGGGAUGCGGAUCAUUCCCCUUCAAGACCUGUACUUGAGAAGAUGGUUAAUUCAUGGGGCGCAGUUGUUGAAUGGUUUAGGUGGACCGACUUUAAUGAGUGCAGGCCCUCUUCUCUCUACCACAUGGUUUGCUCCAGACCAAAGAGCUACAGCCACAGCUGUUGCUUCUUUGGUUUGCUACCUAGGGUCAGCAAGCUCGUUUCUAAUUGGUCCUCUCAUAGUACCAGCACCCAAUGAUACCCAAGUAGUGGACAAAGGAAUUAGCCAAGACAUCAAUCACAUAAAGGACAGGAUCCAACUUGUACUAUAUGCAGAAUUUGGGAUGAUCACAGUGCUGUUUGUGGCUGUGCUGCUUUACUUCCCGUCACGCCCCCCUGUGCCCCCCAGUGUGGCUGCUGCUAGUCAGAGGCUCAGCUACAGGAGCAGUAUCUGCAGACUUCUCAGCAAUGUGCGCUUCCUCAUGAUUGCAUUGGCGUACUCGGUGCCUACAGGAGUGGCGGCUGGCUGGUCUGGAGUUCUGGACAUGGUGCUCACCCCUGCCAAAGUCAGCCAGGUGGAUGCUGGCUGGAUUGGGUUCUGGUCCAUUGUUGGAGGAUGUGUGUUUGGAGUGGCAAUGGCUAGGUUUGCAGACUCCAUCCGGGGCAUGUUGAAGCUCAUACUGUUGCUGAUGCUGGCUGGCGCCUCCUUAGCCUCAACUUGGUUCACCCUAACCUGCUUAACUCGACUGACUCAUCUCCCCUCCACUGCAGCCACUCUAUAUACUUCCUGCAUCCUGGUGGGCAUUUUUAUCAACAGUAGUGUACCAAUCUUCUUUGAGAUCUUCAUUGAGACAGUUUACCCUGUGCCUGAGGGCAUCACGUGUGGUGUGGUCACUUUUCUCAGUAAUCUUUUCACUGGCCUCCUGCUAUUUUUCCUCACUUUCUACACUACAGAUCUGUCAUGGCUGAACUGGUGCCUGACGGGGUCCUGUGUUUUCAGCCUCAUCCUCAUACUCUUUUUCAGAGAAUCCUACGACAGACUAUAUCUGGAUGUCUUUGUCUCUGUCUGAAUGAUACCCACUAUCAGUGGGAUGACAGUCAUUAAACUCCUUGCUCCAAAUUGCACAAAAAAAAAAUCUGAGGAAAAGAAGUAGGAAUAACAUAUCCUUUUUAUUAAAAUGAUUUUAUUGGUUUCUUUCUAGUAUUAAUAAUUAAAUUAUUAAAUAAUAUGAAAGAAUGAUGAUUAUAUGUGUUUUUUAGUAAGAACCACAACCAACCAGAGGUCCUUAAAUUAAGGGUAGGAAAUUUUCAGUUGAUUGUUAUGUCAGCACACUCAAGUUUUCAAGUUUACUGCAAUGCAAUGCUUUCUUUUUUAUGCCAAGGGACUGUUUUUUUUUUAUUUUAAGAACAUUGUUACAUUUAGGAGGUUUUGUAGCAGGCACAGUGUCUUGUGGAAAUCCUUGAAAUUGCCUAAAUCCUUUGAAUCUUUUGAGUUUUUUUUUUUAAUUACUUUCAGCUUACCCAGUGUUUCUUGGGUGGCACUGUUGAACAUUAUUUUUAAUGUUUAAUGUGUACAGAUCAAGAACUUUCGUGAUCAUUGAAGAAAAUGUCUAGACCUAGAUUUUGUGAUCUGUAUUAUAUGUUUUGUUUGGAAUAUUCUGUGUAUAAUUCUGAAAGUAAUUUCAGACAUUUUAACCAUUCUUACUAUUGUACAUGUUUACAUUUACUUUAGUGGGCAACACACUAAGACAGGGAAUAAUAUUUAAUAAAGCAUGUUAUUUGACUGCCCACUGGAAUGAUACUUGCUGUUCUGGGGGGAGGGGAGGGGCAAUUAAGGUUUAUCUUCUGUUCUUAAAAAUUCAAUAAUGUCAAACAUCUUUCAUCCAUCAAUACUGAGGAAUCAAUGAUAGCAUUGAAAAUUCUGGAAUGUAUACAUUUUUAAAAUACCCUUCAUUCUGGA